AUGAAAAAUAAUUAAAUUCAAUCAUUAUCUGUCCUUUUAAAAGCCACUCCAUUUAAAAAUCCGCAUUAAUAAGAAGAAUAUUAACAAGAAUUAUAAUAAACAUCAAAUAAUGAUUUAGUAAUAAUAUCCGACCCUCCUUUAAGAAAACACUCUAAAUUAAAUCCUGAACAAUAAUCUUAAUAAUAAAUAAAUCCUUAAUAUUAAAUAAACUCUUCUCCUUUAGAAAUAAUAGAAUAACCCUCACCAAAUUUAAAAUAAGAAAAUCCUUAUUAAUUUAAUGAAUUACUGCUUCCUGGCCAAGAACCUUUACCAGUUCAUGAUAACUAACAACUAAUAGUAAAAACAAUAAGAAGAAACUAAGUAACAGUAAUUUCAGGGAACACUGGUUGUGGUAAAAGUACUCAAAUCCCCAAAUUUAUAGCAAUUCAGAAUGUCUAAUCGAAAAUAAUAGUCACAUAACCACGUCGAGUAGCCGCCAUAGCACUAGCUUAGCGUGUUUCAGAAGAAUUAAAAAGUCCUUUAGGCGUUAGAGUAGGUUAUUAAAUCGGAUAGGAAUCAAGAUAGAACAAAAGUACUCAAAUUCUAUACGUAACUAUAGGUAUUUUCCUAUAGAAACUAGUAAAUGACCCUGAGGGAUUUUUAUCGGAAUACACUCAUAUUAUUUUAGACGAAGUACAUGAGAGGGGAAUAGAAUCUGAUUUCGCUUUAAUUGCUUUGAAGACUUUUUUAAGUUUAUAAAAGGAGUCUUCGGAAGUUAAAUUGGUUAUUAUGAGUGCGACUUUAAAUAAAGAGAUUUUUUUGAAUUAUUUUUCGGAAAAUUAAUUAAACUCUUUAAAGGAAGAAAUCGAAAUGGAUUAAUUCUAAACAGAAAAUUAUUUCCUUUAGUAGAAAUUCUCGACCUUAAAUUAAUUAUAUAAUGUAAAUGGAAGUAUUCUUAUUUUUCUACCAGGGUAUAAUGAGAUAAUUAAAAUGAGGUAAACUUUAGAGGAUUAUAUUAUGAAAAGUCCAGUUUAAUAAAUAAAGUAGUUUCCUUAUAAAAUUCUUGAGUUACAUUCUAGUUUAGGAGAUGUGAAUACUAGAGAACUUUUAGGCUAGUAAAAAUACCAGAAAAUUAUUCUAGCAACUAAUAUUGCGGAAUCUUCAAUUACUAUUCCUUUCUGUUUUGUUGUUUUUGAUUUUUGUCUUACUAAAGAAAUCAAUUAUAAUCAUUCUAAUGGAAUUGAAAGAUUAUAAUUAGCUUGGUCUAGUAAAGCAUCUAUUAUUUAAAGAGCUGGGAGAGUAUAUAUAUAUAUAAUUUACAUAGUAUGUUUGUUUGAUUAUUAUUUUUAAGACUGGUAGAAACUGUGA
Molecule: messenger RNA, 1347 nt
Organism: Ichthyophthirius multifiliis
Lineage: Eukaryota; Ciliophora; Oligohymenophorea; Hymenostomatida
Exons: 2
Cellular component (GO): intracellular anatomical structure
Molecular function (GO): RNA binding; ATP binding
Source: RefSeq, a predicted model, not a curated record